AUGACCUUCAUCCAUGUCUUCAAGAAAUUCGCAUGGGGAGCACUGAAGCACCCAGGUGGUCACAAUCUUGCUGGUGGUCAACACCACUGUACCAUCCGGGUUAUUUUGGUAAAGUUGUGCAACCCGUAUUGGUCCCCAACUAUCAAUGUGGACAAGCUAUGGUCCCUCAUCUCUGAAGAGGAGAAGGCAUGGCUCACCUCAGAAAGCAAGGUUGUGCCUGUCAUCGAUAUUCUCGCCCACAGGUAUGGUAAACUCUUGGGUAAAGAAUUACAUGCAAGGGAGGUGGUGUUAGAAUGGAUGUGGGAUGCUGCGCUUCCGUGCUGCAUGUUGCCAGAGCGGCAUUAUUGCUGUGAUUUCUGCCAAAAAGCCGUUUAUCUUGGGGGUGGUGGGAUGGUGAACCACAUCCGGAAAUCACCAGGCUGCUUUGUGAAGUUCCAAGAGUUCACUGCUGCAGAUGUGCAAGCAACUCUUGAUAAAAGUGAUAAUCCAUCAACUUCUCAAGAGGAAGGGGAUUUGCUGAUACAGGCUGGAUCCUCCUCAUCUAUGGAAGUUGAUCCAGAGCUUUAUUCCCCAUUUGGUCCUCCAGCUACUGAUCUAGCACAGGCUGUGGAUGACCCGCCUCCGGACUCUGACAAUGAAUUGAAUAUGGAAUCAGUUGCCUCCGACAUGCUUCUUGAGGAUGAGGAAAGUGACUGGGAGGAUGGGAUUGGAUCUGAGGAUCCUUUCACAUUCCCUUUGGGUGUGAUUGAUACAGAGGAAAGAGGCUUCAGUUAUGAGCACUUUCAGAUGCAGGGACUCCAUGUAAUGCCGAGCCACUGA
Molecule: messenger RNA, 819 nt
Organism: Cantharellus anzutake
Lineage: Eukaryota; Fungi; Basidiomycota; Agaricomycetes; Cantharellales; Hydnaceae
Exons: 6
Coding region: 1-819 (272 amino acids)
Source: RefSeq, a predicted model, not a curated record